AAAACGUACAGGGAAGCACUGGAAAAUUUUGCAAAAAUACCCUUUGAUAUCGUCGCUGACAAAUGGAGGUACGAACAAUUCGAAUCAACUAUCUCACCAGGAAAGCUGAAUGACAGAUGGUGGGAACUGAGAACCAAGUAUGAAGGCCUACGAGCUCCUCAGCCUUACAAUUCGUCAAAUCUCGAUGCUCUCAUGCAUAGUGCCAUCUAUCAGGUCCAUUCUCCUGCCACAAGAGGACUCGUAAGCUAUGUUGCUCAAUUCCAGAUUCUGAAGGCAAUGUGCCCUGCUGAAACCGCGCUGAGCGAGGGAUGCAUAUUAUCAGAAGACACCACAGAGAAGCUUCGUGCAGCAAUGACCAUGGGAUCAUCUGUCACAUGGCUCAAGGCUUUGGAACUCAUCACUGGUAAAGCCGAGCUAGACGCGAAGCCUUUGCUUGAGUAUUUCGAACCGCUUGCAAACUGGUUGAGAAACACUAACGAGGUAGACCAGACCUUCCUCGGUUGGGACGGCGAUGGAGCUCUCUUUACCGCAGAAGAAAUUCCUAAACCGAGAAGUGGAAUGGAUGGUGGUAGUGGUAUACUUAGCGAAGACCGAGUUGCUUUCCCAGGAGGUCUUUGUGCGAAUGGACAAGAAUGUCUGUUGGAUUCUCAUUGCAACGGAACAAUUUGCGUUUGUAAUGAUGGGCUAUACACUCUGGAACUCGGAUCGACAGUAAACUGCGUUCCCGGCAAUCCGGCUGACAGCGGAUUCGGAGACGGACAGGGAGGAUUGGUGAUUGGAUUGUUUUCGUCUGAGACAACCAUCCAUCCAGAGCCCGAACCAACUACGACAACCAUGGGCACAACGACUUCACCAAAAACUUCCGGGUCCUCGUUAUCCAGUACAUUAAUACCAAUUACUUUGGCUAUCUUGUAUUUAUUACAUUAA
Cylicostephanus goldi is the source of this 927-nucleotide messenger RNA. NCBI's taxonomy places the organism in Eukaryota, Metazoa, Nematoda, Chromadorea, Rhabditida, Strongylidae. The record is from the annotation of a GenBank genome assembly.